This is a messenger RNA of Lolium perenne, 831 nucleotides long. The record is from RefSeq and is a predicted model, not a curated record. Lineage: Eukaryota; Viridiplantae; Streptophyta; Magnoliopsida; Poales; Poaceae.
AUGGUCCUGCUCAUUGAUAUCAACUCAACUCCUCCAGAAGAGGAGGAUGAUGUAGGGAGGGUUCUGGAUCUGAACUUCAGUCCACAUACUCCACAAGAACAAGAACAAGCUGCUCAGCCAGGUCACAUUCCAGACCAACAAGAACAAGAACAAGCCACGGAGCUAGAACAGAAUCCAGAACAAGAACAAGAACAAGAACAAGAACAAGAAGAACGUAAUUUGCAGCGGAGCCGUAAGGAUGUGCCAGAGAGAAGCAAAUUUGCCUCAUAUAUUGCAUUGAAAGCUUUAGGCAAAGAUAGACCUGUUGUGAAGGCAGAUAAAGAAAAUGUGGCUCAACUCUUGGGAAUAAGUCUUUGGUCAGUCGAGAAGACAUGGAAGAAGGCAAUGGAUCAAGAGGCCAGGAAUGAAGUGGUUGAUUUCUCCAAUAAUCGGAAGAUGUGUGGAAGAAAGAGGAGAGAGCUUAAUCGGAAGAUGUGUGUCAAGGCUACACAAGCAAAGAAAGCAUCAAAGAUAAAAGGAAGAUCCCAAUUAAUUGUGGAUAAUGACCUAGUUAUCACAGGAAAAGAAUAUGCCACAUGGUUGGAGGACUCAUCAAGCAUUGUCCGUCCAAAGCGACGAGUCAAGAUUAAAAAACUUGAUCUCAUCCGGGAAAGACAAGUAAGCGAAUUUGAAGUUGCAAUACAAGAAGAGAAGCCUGAGGAGGAGAAGCGGAAGGGAAAACAACCAAUAAUACAAGAGAAGCCUGAGGAGAAGAAGGAUUCUUAUUCACUUACCCUGAUGUGUGCAUUGGAUACAAGUCCUUACAAGAGCAAUUGUUCACUAAGACACUGA